This is a messenger RNA of Aethina tumida (small hive beetle), 1618 nucleotides long. RefSeq names its product recQ-mediated genome instability protein 1-like. The record is from RefSeq and is a predicted model, not a curated record. Lineage: Eukaryota; Metazoa; Arthropoda; Insecta; Coleoptera; Nitidulidae. Gene Ontology annotation, molecular function: nucleotide binding. Gene Ontology annotation, cellular component: nuclear body; RecQ family helicase-topoisomerase III complex. Gene Ontology annotation, biological process: resolution of meiotic recombination intermediates; double-strand break repair via homologous recombination. The transcript has 3 exons. Bases 75 to 1592 code for a protein of 505 amino acids.
AAUAUAAACAUAUGAAUUUGGUAAAUAUAUAUUAGCUUUAAUAUCAUAGGUUAUGGAAUGUUACAUGUAUAGAAAUGAGUGAAAUUCAACAGAUUAAAAGUUUCUUUGACUCACAUCAAGUAAUACUGUCUCCAGAAUGGUUGGAAAGCUGUAUUGAAUGGUGUAAAACUGAAGGUCUGGGUCACAAUUGGACCAUAAAAGAUUUACAAUUUAAAGUUUAUGAACAAUGGCUUCUCUUGGAUUUGAGAGAUGUAGAACUUGCUGCAUUACCACCAAACAUAUCUGAUCAGAAAAAAUACACUCUGACUGGCAGUUAUUCAUUACAAAUUAUGCAAAUAAUUGAUAUAUCUAAACCAAAAAUGUGGCAAUUACAAAAAAUAAGAAAUAACCAUGCUUUAACAAGGAAUCUAGAAAGUGAUAACCAAGAAGUUGGUUCGGGCAAAAGGGUGUUAUUGCUCACACUUACAGAUGGUGUACAAGAAAUUGAAGCAAUGGAAUACAAACCCAUAAAAUCGCUAAAUAUUAAUAGCAAACCUGGUAUGAAGUUAAGAAUUACUGGGCCAAUAAGUGUGAGACGUGGCCGAUUAAUGUUGGAAGAGCACCAUGUAAAAAUUUUGGGAGGUGAAGUUGAAGAAAUUCUUGUUACUAAUGCUGCUGAAAAUAUUCUUGCCAGGGCACUAGGAGUAGAAGAAAAUCCUAAUCCUUUUGUGAUAGCAGAAAAUAUGUUGAGUACUAAUAAUGACAUAACCACACAUGGAAAUAGAGAAAAUAAUCCGCCUUCAAGAAGAAACCAGUCAACUACCAUCUUGAAUCCAGUUCCAAUUCAAAGAAAUAUUCAAUCAAAUAAUAUGAAUCUCAACAGUAACAAACCUCAAAUAAAGAAUGAUUACCCAAGUGAAAAAGAAUUGGAAGAAAUGGAAUUAGAUGCUGAAAUAGAUAUGCUCAUGGAAACUGAAAGAGAAAUGACCACUACCCACACAAAAGUACAAACUCCAGAUAUGUUUGAUGAUGAUUUUGAAGAUAUAAAUGAGGAAGAGAUUCUCAGAAAUGCCAGAAUGGAAACAAAUCCAUCAAAAUCAACAGUUUCACAUAAACCUGAAUGUACUUCAGUUGUGAAAAGUUCUUUAGAAAAUGACUUAUAUGAAUUAAACGAUUUAUGCGAUGACGUAUUUAGCGAUUUUAAUUUAGAUGCUACCAUAAAUAGUCCUGACGAGUUUAUCUCUAUAAAACGACUGAAUGAAAUUAAUAGAGAAAAGAAAACUGGUAUUUACAAAGUUAAGGCCAAGUUCAAAGCAAUUGUAGAGAAAUUAACAGUGAAUGAACAUGAGCUCCUUCUGGUUAUAAAAAUUGAAGAUCCAACUGGAGAUUUUGUAGUAAAAGUGAACAGUGAAAUUAUUACAGGGUUUGCUGGUUAUACCCCUGCUGCUUUUAUGAACCUGAAGGGAAAUAUACAGAACAAAGAUCAAAGUGCAACACUUAAAGUUAUUAAGGCUCUAAAAGAGAUAAAGGAAAACUUAAUGAAACUAGAUUCAGGAAUGGAAAUUAAAUUGGAACAAAAUGGAAAUCAAGCAUGUCUUGUGAAACUGUUGUGAUACUAUUUAAAAUUCAAUUACAUUUA